UAGUACAUACUUAUAAAAUGGAUAUUGGAAUUGUUAAAAUUGCCGAGGAUAAAGAUUUUGAGAAAUUGAAACGAUUAUAUGAUGAUAAUAAUGACUGGAGGUUGGAUUACAAUAAGCCUGAUUUGUCAGUUUGGACAAAAUGUGUACCAGGAAUUAGUUUCAGAAUGGUGAAAAUUAGAACUCGUUUUGCUGAUGUUUUACCUGAAACAUUGUAUGAUGUAUUACACGAUCCUGAAUAUAGAAAAGUUUGGGAUACCCAUAUGAUCGAAUCAAAAGACAUAGGUUUUUUUAAUCCAAAUAAUGAUAUUGGUUACUAUUCCAUGGCUUGUCCAUCUCCAUUAAAAAACAGAGAUUUUAUACUGCAAAGAUCUUGGCUUGAUACUGGUAUAGAACAACUAAUUCUGAAUCAUUCUGUUUUCCACAAAGAUUAUCCACCAAGAAAACAGUAUGUGAGAGCAACAUCUUAUCUUACAGGAUACAUUGUAAGACCGUCACGAAAUGGGGAUGGUUCUGAGCUGGGAUACGUAUCUCAUACUGAUCCACAUGGGAAACUACCAGUUUGGCUAGUCAAUAAAGUUACACAAAUAUUUGCACCAAAGAUGGUUAAAAAGUUGCAUAAAGCUUCUGUGGCCUAUCCUACUUGGAAGUUAUUAAAUAAUCCAAACUGUAAACCAUGGCAUUUCCCUGAACAAAUUUCUGCACCACGAAUACGAAUUGAAGAUUGUGUAAAGUCUACAGAAGAAAGAAAUUCGAAGAAUCAUUAUGUUGAUGAAUCAGAGUUAAAGGAGUCUGCUGUAAUGGAUAGCGAUUAAUUCUUUUUCUGUAAGAAGAUACAUGUUUGUAUAAUUAGGAUUUGAGGUCUAAACUAUUAACUGCAGUAUUAUUUAAAUUCAAAUAGUACGACUUUUAUGUGUACAUAUUUAUGUGUAUACAUAUACAUGACUGCUUAAAUUUCAUUAAUUAUACUAGUGAUUACGAUAUCGAGUUUAUUACAAUAGCAAAGCUUGUGGCAAUGGAUAAUGAUGUAAGUGACAUUGUGGCCUGCAUUGCAUAUAUAUGAUACUAGUCAUAGCUUGUUAUCAGAUUGAAAAGAUUGUAUGUGUUGUUUAGGACACAUAAUUUAUUGUAUGUGCUAUGAUGUGGAAUAUAUAACGCACAAUAUAUAGCUCAUAAAUUACAUAUUUCCGUUUAAAUGGAUUCGUUUAAGAAUUAUAUAAAUGACAGGAUUGAAUAUAAUUACCGAAGGUACAAAAAUGUUAUUCAAAUUGAGCAUUUGUUGAACUUACUGUAUGAUAUCGUACUUCAUAGACACCUGUUGUAACAUUGUGGUAUUAAAAAAUGUGAUUUUUGUACUGUCA
Megalopta genalis is the source of this 1358-nucleotide messenger RNA. The record is from RefSeq and is a predicted model, not a curated record. NCBI's taxonomy places the organism in Eukaryota, Metazoa, Arthropoda, Insecta, Hymenoptera, Halictidae.